CCAGCAGCUACCAACGCUCCUUAGUCCCAGAGCAACGGAUAUAACUGCCAAAAACCCAAAUCCAUUUUCCCCCACAGCUCCUUCUCCAACUCCAAUGGCUAACUUAACAAACCUGAACCAUCCAACAGAAUCCAUUCCAAACCUUCUCUCCAACAUUAUCCCCAAACACUCUCCAAACCCUGCACUUGCUCUUCCCACGAAACCUGCUGCUGAAGCAACAAUCAAGGAGCAGCAGCCAUUGAAGUUGCAAACCUCCAGAAGGCUAGCAUUAGGCGGCCUUGUCUCUGUAACCCUCAUUGCCAACAAUGGAGGUGGAGGAGCUUCUCUGGCUGCAGAUAACGGGUUUUGGAUCGACGGGCCUUUGCCCAAUCCCACCAUUGACAACAAAGAGCUUGCAAAUGAGAGGACGGGGACUCGUUCUUUCCUGAAGAAAGGGAUCUACGUAGCUGACAUUGGAGUGAAAGGGAGAAUUUACAGGAUCAAGAAAUCUGCUUUCGACCUUCAGGCGAUGGAGGAUUUGAUUGGUCCCGACACUCUCAACUAUGUAAGGAGGUACCUCAGGAUCAAGUCCAGUUUCUUGUACUACGAUUUCGAUAAGGUGAUAUCUGCUGCUGCUGACGAUCAGAAGCAGCCUCUCACCGAUCUGGCUGUCAGACUUUUCAACAACUUUGAGCAGCUAGAGGAAGCUGCAAGGAAGAACAGCCUGCCUCAGACAGUGUCAUGCUAUCAAGACACUAGCUUGCUUCUCAAGGAGGUGAUGGAGACAAUGGCCUAGAAACUAAAAAAUUUCCUGCACCAUGGUGACGAUAAUGUAACGUGGUUACCUGCAUUACA
Messenger RNA from Linum tenue, 834 nucleotides. Lineage: Eukaryota; Viridiplantae; Streptophyta; Magnoliopsida; Malpighiales; Linaceae. The record is from the annotation of a GenBank genome assembly.